UGCUGUUUCCUGUACAGGAGUGUAGUUUUGGAUAAACGCAAUUUGGACACUCUAGAUAGCCGCCAGCGAACCCCGAACGUAAGCGCAAUGUCACAAGUAAUACCCAACACGCCCACACCCCAAAUGCUGACGACAUCAACGCCCAUAGAACCCAUGAAACCACCACCAGCGUUCCCCACGCUAGGCGGCGCAAACAUACACGAGCAGGCGUCCGAUAUGAUUAUACGGGCCACCACGAUUUUCGAGGAGCUAAAGCACGACGACGCGAACCUGGAGAACGUGCCCCACCACGGAGUUGAGACUGAGCCGGAGGAGGAUUCCCCUUACGGCGACAACGGCAACUCCAAGAUCCGGAUAAUGCCCAGUGUAAAGCUAAUGGCCACGCCCCCUUCCUCUGAUCCCAAGCGCAAGUUCGUCUGCCCGUACGACAACUGUACAAAGAGCUAUGGCAAGAGCUCCAACCUGCGGUCCCACCUCACCUGGCACACGGGCAUCAAGCCCUUCGUCUGCAGCGAGCUAAAGUGCGGCAAGGGAUUCAGGCGCUCCGACGAGCUCACCAGGCACCUGCGGACGCACACCGGCGAGAAGCCCUUCGAGUGCAUCCAGUGCACCAAGAAGUUCUCACGCAGCGACCACCUCACCAAGCACCUGGCCACCCACGACCGCCAGCUGAAGAGCAGCCCGCAUAAGAAAUCGUUGCCGACCAGCGGAGGCGGAGGCGGCAUGUGACUAAAGCCCUCGAAGAAGCACUCGCAGUCGGAGUCGGACUCGGGCUUUCACUUCAUAGCCGCGAUGGUUGGUUGCGGGGAGCCUAACAUGGACCACCACCACCAUCAGCAGCAGAAUCAGCACCAGCCGCCCGCCGACUGCCACCACAAGCCGCUGAAGAUCAAACUGGAAAGGCCAGAGCACAGCGACAAGUACCAGAUCGUGACUCCGGACCACCAGCAUCCGAGUCAGGGCCAGAACCAGAGCCAGCUGCCAUCUUUCCUGGACCAGGCCAAGCCCGAGGUGAAAUAUGAACCGGUCGAUGAAAUUGUACAUACCCUCUCUCAGUUACCACCGGCGGACGGUCCCGGCACCUACGGGAUGCCCCAGUUCGUCCAGGAUUUUUUCUAACGAUCUAGUAGCCAG
Molecule: messenger RNA, 1134 nt
Organism: Drosophila suzukii
Lineage: Eukaryota; Metazoa; Arthropoda; Insecta; Diptera; Drosophilidae
Source: RefSeq, a predicted model, not a curated record